Oppiella nova is the source of this 644-nucleotide messenger RNA. The record is from the annotation of a GenBank genome assembly. Lineage: Eukaryota; Metazoa; Arthropoda; Arachnida; Sarcoptiformes; Oppiidae.
AUGGCAAGAAAGUCGAUGACAAAGUAUAUCCGUAAAUGUGUGACACUGUCUGACAGUCGUGGCAUCGACUGGAAUCAGUUGGAGACACACCUCAAGACCUCCUAUGGACUGACCGACACUGAUGUCAAACUCAUAGUCACUCCCAUUAUAAUGAGUUCACCCGUAGAUGGUAUGGACAGUGGACUGACCACAAGAAUUGUGGUGAUAAUCCGGGAGUGUUUGUUAUCUUUAGCCAAAUCGAGUCCUUUUAACGCCAUUCUGUCGGUCAAGUUGUGGUCAAUUGUGUUGAAUGUGUUCACCGAAGAGGACAACCCCUGGAAUGGACUCAUAUUAAGGCCCUAUAUCUUCACCAAUGAGUUGGUUGAAUGUCUUCUCCAGAAAAUAAGUUACCCUGGCGCAAAUAUUGCCAUCACUUUAAGGCCACAAACCGAGACUCUUGUGGAGCGAACCAGUUAUGAGUGCAAACUUGUUGUGUCUGAAUGUGAACAGCACUUCCAUAUCAUCCAAUCAAAUCCAGAGCAAUAAAAUCUAAAUAAUUAAUUACUCAAAUUGCUUGAUUGCCAAAUGAUAUACUGUAUUCUCAAAUAUUUGUUUGUACUGUACCAAGAUAAUACAAAUUUAAUAAACCACAAAAAUUAUUUACA